AAUUAUUUAGUUAACAUCGUAUUUCUAUUUAUUUAUCGAUCUUUAUUUUGUACUUUUCAAGUGAAUCAAUUUUUGCGCGCUGUUAAUAGCAGUAAAUGUUAAAAUUUUAAGGUGCCCACAACUUCUAUGCAAAGCCAUUAGUGUUGGUUAAAAUAUUGUUUGCUCAUUUUGGUAGCAUGUUCACUUGAGAUACAACUCCCAAGAAAAACAACAAAAUUGGCAAAAACCGCGUGCAAUUCAGUUUGAUAAAUAUACACAAAACCUAAGCCCAGCUACGUAGCAGAUUUUAAACAAUAUGCAAGCAGCUCAAGCUCAUCGCUUGACUGCUUAACUGCGGCUGAAAAAAGUGCGCGUGUUUGUGUGGCCCUGUGAAACAGUGAAGAAAAACGUCGCCGCUGCCGCAGCGAGGGUAACUGGGCGCAUAUACAGAAAACUAGAACCAAAAUAAAUUGGCGCCAUUGUAAUGCACCAUGAGCCAAACAACUACAACAACAACAACAAAAAGCGAAAUGUCCAAAACAAAUGAACCCUUCGAUGAAGAGCUAUUUGAGACGCGCCUCGAAGCGCUCAAGGACACACAGGAGUGCAUACAGCAAAUGUCCAACUGGUGCCUGCAGCAUCGCCUUAAUCACAAGAAGAUCAUCCAAUGCUGGCUUAACGUAUUCAAGCGAGUUCGUGUCGAUCAUCGAUUGGUUUUGUUCUAUCUGGCCAACGAUGUCAUCCAGUACAGCAAACGCAAGCGCUACGAAUUUGUCGAAUGCUGGGCGACAGCGCUCCAAAGAGCCACCACGAUGGUGCGCGAUGAACGUGUCAAGGGUAAAAUCUUGCGCAUCUUUAAAAUAUGGGAACAGCGCGAAAUCUACAACGAAGAAUUUCUGAGCGAUCUAAGCGGUCUACUCAAUAUAGCGCCGCCAAAGAAAGCCCCAGCUAGCAAUGAUCCAAGCAAUGAGUAUCAGAAUGCAACGCUAAUCGCGCAGGUGCGCGAAUGCGUUGAACUGGCCGAGACGACGGACAAGAGCAUGAAGAAGCUACCAAAGCCACCGAAUUUCGAAAUUGAAGCCAUCAAGCAACAGCUAAAAGACAAAAGCCACUCGGGCGACAUUGAAAAGGAGGUGGAACGCUGUGUGGCCUUCAUCAAUGCGUGCAACAAGAAUCUCCAAAACGAGAUCAAGAGUCGCAAAGCAGUGCUGGAGUCGAUCGAAGCAGCCAAAAAGUUCUACGAGCAUCAGGGCCGUGAAGUUAAAGUUGUGGCAAGUGCCUAUAAAAGUUUCGGCACACGCAUUAAGAUAGUCAAACGCAAGCUGGAUGAGGUUAUACCAACGCUACCCAGUCCGAUCCCCUCACCGGAUAUUAAUGCACCGUCGCCGGAACGAGACGCAGAUCUCCAGCUGCCGGAUGAGAAUAAUUCACCGCUGGGCGUGAAUAAGGCGAUAUUGGGAACACUCCUAUAUAGUUCUUCUGAUUUGUAUGUCCCUCAGAACUUGUUCAGCGGCAGCGGUCUCAAUGGAUUUGCCAGUUAUCUAGAUGGCGGCCAGCUGCCGUUCGAUAUCAACGACUUUAAGCGCGAGUCUAGUGGCAAGGAUCGUGGCAGCGCUAUUGAGGUGAUUGGUUCGCGUUCGGAUGAUGAGAGCUAUACGCCCGGCUCUAGUUUUUACAAGCCCGAACAGUUGAGCCGAAGCUACAGCAAUAACAAUGCCAACGGCAAUGGAGGCAGUGCCAUACCGGGUCUUGGCGGCAGUGGCAACGGCGGAGGCAGUGGCAACGGCGGAGGCAGUGGCUCCAGCGAUGAAUACAAUCCCAGUCAGGUGCAAUCAGGCUAUGGCGGUGUUCUGCCGCCACCAGCGCCGCCAAUAUUCGGUGGCUCUGCACAAGAAUAUGCACCGCCACCGCCGCCGCAUCUAGGCUAUGGCCAGUCGGAUAGUCAGUAUACGCCCGCGCCUUUGAACAGCAAUCCGAUGGCACCGCCGCCGCCCAUGCCGCCGGCCAUACCAGCAUCGGGCAGCGUGGAUGACUUCAACAGCACCUGGGACAUGAGCAUGACGUGGACGCCGCUGGACAACAGCCUAAACAGCAGCGGUGCCAGCUCCAGCUAUACAACACCAACGCAAUCGACGCCGCACUCGCCGCCUCAUUUCGAGCGCAAAGGUAGCAGCGCGCCCAUUGAGUACAGUGAACAUCACAAUGUGGCAGGCCUAGGUGCACAAGAUGUGGAUCAUCGAACGAUUCAGUUGCCGCCCGCAUUCAAUUUUCGAGCCAAGUCAGCGCUGAGCGAUGAGCAAACACGGCAAUUAGUGGACAUUGAUCACAGGAAUUUAAUAUCGCUGACUGGUUCACCAGGUGGUGCCGAUAAGGAUUUCAGCGGGGGUGACGUCGAUUACCGUACAGCGCCUAAGAACGAGGAGGCCGGCAGUGCUAUACGCAGUCUGGGCAACAACUCGCCCAUGAUGGCGCCGCCGGGUAGCUAUGUGAAGAAGACCAGCUCGCCGCAGAAAUCCAAUGCGAGCUCCUCUUCCGAAUCGGAUCGCGUGGAUGGCUCGGCACGUUAUGAUCCCGCAGAUAUGGUUAUUGAUAUGGACAUGUCCGACGAGGAUCUCGAAGAGUCGCAGCUAGAGCUCAAUGUCAAUGCGGACCAGCUGCAUCUAGACAAUGUGGAUGGUGAACUCGAUGCUAAUGGCGCCUUAACUCCGCGUCCCGUGCUGCUGGAAACGCCGCAGGACUUUCAAUGGGAUGCAAACAACAGUUUUCUAACAGCAACAGGCACUGGCAACAUGCAGGAAAUGCAGGCCGAUGCACAGCAACAAAUGCAACAGCCGCCGCCGUUGCCGCCACAGCAACAGUCGUGGAAUCAAAUGCAACCGCCAAUGCCCUGGAACGGGAAUGAGGGCAACAAUGGGGCAGCCGGUGUGCCGCCACCUCCCAGGCCGCCGUUUACAGGUGGUCCAUUUCCGUUUCAGCCAUUUGGCAAUAGUCCAGAUAAUAUGAAUCGAGGACGAGGCCGUGGUCGAGGCUGGUCGGGACCCUAUAGGCCCAAUUAUCAACGUAUGCCCGGCCCCUUUGAUGGCGGACAGGGGCCAGGACCGCGGCCGUUCUUUCAACGCGGUGGUGGACCCAUGCGCGGUAACGGCGGUCGUGGGCGCAUGCGUGGAUCUAAGGCAGCAUUUAGUGUUGUUUACCUGUUGACGUUGACGGCCCUUAAUCACCUCCAGUUAGGAGCUGGUUUUCUCGUGUUGUUGCUGUUGCUUCUUUUUCGACAUCGGAAGUCGGAACUCAUCAAUCGUAUGUCGGCGAGCUCUUGUUUUGACUCUUGUUAUAUUUUGUGGGCGUUACGCCCGCUGCUCAGGAUAUUGCGUUCUCAAGGACCUUUUCUUGUUUUAAGACAGCAACUGCAAUAGCUGAAAAUUGUGAAUUAAUGAG
Messenger RNA from Drosophila hydei, 3414 nucleotides. RefSeq lists its product as uncharacterized. The coding region runs from base 471 to 3392 and encodes 973 amino acids. The transcript is spliced from 9 exons. The record is from RefSeq and is a predicted model, not a curated record. Lineage: Eukaryota; Metazoa; Arthropoda; Insecta; Diptera; Drosophilidae. Gene Ontology annotation, cellular component: RNA polymerase II, holoenzyme. Gene Ontology annotation, biological process: mRNA 3'-end processing. Gene Ontology annotation, molecular function: RNA polymerase II complex binding.